Molecule: messenger RNA, 489 nt
Organism: Gaeumannomyces tritici R3-111a-1
Lineage: Eukaryota; Fungi; Ascomycota; Sordariomycetes; Magnaporthales; Magnaporthaceae
Exons: 3
Coding region: 1-489 (162 amino acids)
Biological process (GO): negative regulation of transcription by RNA polymerase II
Cellular component (GO): nucleus; transcription repressor complex
Molecular function (GO): protein binding
Source: RefSeq, a predicted model, not a curated record
AUGGCGGACUUGCUCAAUCUGCUUUACCUUUUAUUGGUCCCACGGGUAAAUCUGGACUGGAAUGCAUGUUUUCAAACGCUUAAAGGGCAUAGCAAUUGGGUUAAUUUAAUAGCCUUUUCGCGCGACGGCUGGCAGCUCGCGUCGGCGUCGUACGAUAAAACCGUUAAGCUUUGGAACGCGGCAACGGGCGCAUGCGCCGCAACGUUCGAAGGGCAUAGCGAUUCGGUUAGGUCCAUGGCCUUUUCGCGCGACGGCCGGCAGCUCGUGUCGGUGUUGGCCGACACUACCGUUAAACUCUGGGACGCGGCGACGGGCGCAUGCGCCGCGACGCUCGAAGGGCAUAGCGAUUGGGUUAGGUCCGUAACCUUCUCGUGCAACGGCCAGCAGCUCGCGUCGGUAUCGUACGAUGGAACCGUCAAGCUCUGGGGCGCAGCAACGGGCGCGUGCGUCCAAACCGUCAAUAUUGGAGAAAACGUCAUUUUUCCUUAG